Molecule: messenger RNA, 1139 nt
Organism: Filobasidium floriforme
Lineage: Eukaryota; Fungi; Basidiomycota; Tremellomycetes; Filobasidiales; Filobasidiaceae
Exons: 4
Coding region: 357-1076 (239 amino acids)
Source: RefSeq, a predicted model, not a curated record
CCCCCAGCGCGAGCCACAAACGGAGCCUUGGUAAGCGAAUCCAGUCGCUUAGAUGGCAAGUCGCUGACGAGCUAAGUUCGCCUUCUUCCUACGCUCUAGCCUGAACCGCUGCAGGCGUUUGUCGAUCAAUUUGACCAGAAAAGUAAACAGACCCUCGCAGGACUGUCCGAGCAGUUGCACACCGGUACUCAGGAGGUGAAUUUACUCGCGAACGCGCUCAAGGAUCUGACAGUGGCUGUACCAACGUUAUACUCCGGCUGUCCAGAUACAAGUCGAACUUGUAGUCGCCAUGUCACAAGGAACACAGAAAGAUCGUGAUAAACCAGCGUAUACAGAACAGGAAAUUGAACGAGGCGAUGGAACGUUGUGAUAUGCAGGGCAAUCAUAUCAUCAACACCGCUUAUGCAUCGGGGGUUUCGACACAGACACGGUCUACCCCUGCGUAUUCACAACCAUUCGGAUAUCCGCCGGCAUCCACCGGAUCUGCGGAUACCGAUCGCUCAACACCCCCUCAAAGCAAUUACUCGCAUCGGAACGGUGAAGCUGAUGAUCUGGCUCGUCAGCCUUAUGACCGCAAUCAGACCGCAUACACACAGUUGGACCGUUCUCAAUGGUCUAUGAAGCACCCACACGCUCUACCCGAGAUCAGUGUCAAUGAUCCCGCUGUUGAUGAAGCGCAUCCGCCAUCACUUCGCGCUGUGACUGAUGCCGUUGCUCGUCCGCCGAUUGCGUACAUAUCGUGGAAAGAGCCUAGAGAACUGGAAGACUUUUCAAGACGAUUCGACGGCGCCAGCUCAGAGCUCCUCGCACAGUUCGAUAAAUACGACUACUACAAUCGUCUUGCUCUACUACAGAGCGUGAAGGAUGCUUACGAGAGGAAAACCUCGUUCACGCUAGGCGGUGACUCCCAAUUCGAGUGCAGGGAAUGUGUUGGGUACGGCCGAGGGAAGAACCGCUGCCCCUCGGUGGUGCUUCGAGACUCGGGAAACGCGUCAGACCGAUGCGACGAGUGUGGUAAGCUACACAGGUUGCACGAACAGUGGAUCGAUAGACGAAAGAAGCGGGAAACGAGCUGAGACUAUUGUAUCUCGAGAAGUCGGAUGUAUGGAACUUUGUACUAGAAAUACUUGAUAGACAGU